CGUUUCGACUUCGUCACAUUGAACACGUCUGUCGCUGAGAUCAUGGCACGGGCGAUCCUCUUGCUGGCGUUUUGUGCAGGUUUAACGCAAGGAUUUUUCCUUGGYGGAAACGAUAAAGAUUCAAUCGGUAUCCCAGUGCAGAUGGGAGAUAAGUUAGGUUUUAGACAAGACCAGAAAGUUUUUUCGCAUCUUGUUAUUCCUCCMUGGAGCAGACCRUUCAAACCCGGUUACUGCACGAGCUGGGAGUGGAACACGGACAAGCGGUACAGGGAACAGAGGCUUGCGAUCUGUUAUGACCUCGAGAAAGGUAAACAUGAAUGUGAUUCGCCGUCGGGUUUCUGCAAAGACAAAUGCCCCUUCACCAAUGGUAGCUAUCCUUAYUGGCGUAUAAGAAACGCUGCCGAAGUUCCAUUCUUAUGGGUUGUCGCCUCUCUUCAAAUGUACGAUACACCGUUCUCAAACAAGCCACUGACAAGAGAUCCYCACAGGGGAUAUGCAAGUAGUUACUUUGGACCUGGUUACAAGCCAAGCAAUGCCUUCGACAAUAACCAAGACACUCUUUGGAUCAGCAAUGGAGGAGCCCCGCCAGGCAUGCAGUGGAUUGCGUACGAGUUUGAUCGUCCAGUCUUYGUCGGAUCAAUUCGUAUUGCUUUAGAAGAUGGAAAACCCGAUAGRUCACCAUCAAUGAUGUAUGUAGAAGCAUCAUGUGAGAAGUACUUUAAGAACUUUGUGACGUAUUGGGUGAUCAAUAAUCCAAGACAAGAAACUGACAAGCGAUACAACGUUUUCGGCCAAGCUAAGUUCACCAAUCUUGGAGCAAGUGGUCGUCUUGGUCCAGUGACGGUAGGUUCUCAUUACAAAGGACAAGACCACGAGGGACAAGUCAGUGUCAAUAAAGGAGUACAGAUGUGGAAGGUUCCCGCUACAGGAACAUAUUCUAUUGAAGCUGCUGGAGCCUCUGGUGGUUAUGAUAAGUUUAGCGGAGCAAGUAAAUUCCGUGGACGUGGUGCCAGGGUGAAAGGAAACUUCAAGCUCAAGAAGGGAGAUGUUCUUAAAAUCCUUGUAGGGCACGAAGGGCAGCACAACACGAUUUCUGGAGGUGCAGGRGGUGGCGGAGGAUCGUUUGUUGUUAAGCAGGACAACUCGCCACUGAUCAUCGCUGGUGGCGGUGGAGGAGUGGACAAGAUGAAGUCAGAAUCCCCUCGUUGCCAUGGUGGCGUUUCCCAGGAUGGUAACCCUGGUUACGGAGGCAGUAUGCUGACUGGAGGCUCAGGAGGAAGAGGAGCUGACGAAGGUGACAAUGGCUACUCUGGGGGUGGUGGUGGUGGACUCAAAAGUAACGGACGUAGCAACAAAAACUUUGGUGGCUCGAAGGGGACUGGAGGAGAGGGUGGUAGAGGUUUCACUGCUGGUGCCGUUGGUGGUCGAUCCAAUCAAAAUCAUAUCGAYGGAGGCUUUGGAGGUGGUGGAGGACCAAACGGCGCCGGUGGGGGAGGUGGUGGUGGAGGAGGAUACUCUGGUGGAGCCAGUGGAUCCCGUUCAAAUUCCUGCGGUGGGGGAGGGGGUUCGYUCAAUUCUGGUUCUGAMCAGUUGAACAAACCCGGAGCCAACACUGGUCAUGGAUAUGUCUCUAUCAAGAUUGUUAACUUUCAUUAGCUUAAAUAUCCUCCCUUAGUUUUGUUUUUAACGUUAAAACUUUUUUUUUACCCAUAUAGGAUUACUUUGAGACUUAGGUACGAAUAACGACAAAAUGUUUUAUUUGCUACAGAAUUACGAGACAUUUAUGACAACAAUACAACCCUUUGACAGAAGAACCAGACAUGAAAACAAUGCACUUAAACGCAACGUAUAUCAAUUUUUCUUUCUUUUUACAUGCUUUUUAACUCGUGUCAAAGUUUGGAAACAAAAAAACCCAAGCGCAUUUAGUUAAGCAUUUGGUCAAAGAUAUUAACGCGAAGUCACACUGCUGAACGUGGAAAAAGGCAAAACAAGUGCUUCUGAUUAGGUGUUGCGGUUACGGGAAUAAACAAUUUGGAAGCCAAGAAGUAAAGCAAACUUUGACUCUUGAUAUAUAAACAGCAAAAACGUGUGCAGACGUACAUGUACAAUACAUGACUAAUUUUGUUUUACUAGACAAUUUUACUUACAUUUAUGACUGUUUAUAUUUGACUGACAAUACAAUAUUUUAAAACAAUACACUGUUGUCAUUAUUCUAUUUUACAACCAAAUAGGUUUGACUACUUAAUUGACAAUACCAAYAUAACCUAAMAAACCUGUUUGGCUGGAAAGACUUUUAUUUUUGAUUUGACUGAUUACUUGAAAAACCUGUUUGACUACACAAAUGUGAUGUCACGGAUUUUGUUUAUUUUAUUACGAGAAACAUUUGACCAAACGAACACUACAUACGAAGACUGCUGACAAUUUGCUUACAGUUAUAGAAAUCGGGAUCGUCAUUAAUGCUCUGAAUAGAUUUUCACGGCUCAGUAGCAGUAAUCAUUGUAUUUCAAAUGCAUUUAGAUCAGUGUCGAGCGCGAUGAAAGUAGAUUUUAUUUACAGAUUCAGUAAAGUCAUAUCUAAAACUA
This is a messenger RNA of Exaiptasia diaphana, 2582 nucleotides long. RefSeq lists its product as uncharacterized. The transcript is spliced from 7 exons. The record is from RefSeq and is a predicted model, not a curated record. Lineage: Eukaryota; Metazoa; Cnidaria; Anthozoa; Actiniaria; Aiptasiidae. The coding region runs from base 43 to 1656 and encodes 537 amino acids.